This is a messenger RNA of Peronospora belbahrii, 1044 nucleotides long. The record is from the annotation of a GenBank genome assembly. NCBI's taxonomy places the organism in Eukaryota, Oomycota, Peronosporomycetes, Peronosporales, Peronosporaceae.
AUGGUGUUAUUCCUCGUCACCGAGACACUGCGACUAUUGGAUUUGUACAAGACACUGCGUGAUGAUCCACGUAAUGUGACAAAUAAUGGUAUUCUACUAAAACAACACGCACGUGAACAGCUCACAAGUGCAUUAAAUGCAAGUUUUCCCCGUGAACAGCCAUGGACGGAAGGUCAAGUAGCCGUUAAGUUUAAGAAUUUACGCAGUGAGUAUGUAGAGCUCAAGUGGUUAAGUAAACAAGCAGGAUUUAAAGAGGACGGUGUAGGACUGAGUGAUGAUUGGUGGAAUGGUAUUAAAAGGCUUCGACAUAAAGCUCAUGCGUUUAAAGGAAAAUUACCGUGGGUUUUUGAAGCAAAAAUGAAGGCCAUUGUUGGAGGUUAUCAGUCAAAACGUGAGCAACAGCAAGUUUGGAUGCCAGUUGAUCGAGAAGAAAUGGAGGAAGAGGAGGAGGAGGAGGAGGAGGAGGAAGAAGACGAGGGCGAGGAGAAGGAGGAGGAGAGCGAGGAGAAGGAGAAGGAAAAUAAAUCGCAGCAAGAACAGGAAGUUAAUGACGUGAAGGAAGAGAUUGGCAUUAUCAUGGAACAACCUCCUGCAGCUGGACAGCAGAGUGACGAAGUGGAGGCAAUAGCAUUAAGAUUGCAACAUAAGAGGAAGUGCAAGGAAGACGUCCAAAGAAACAGUGUAAAACGACCACCAGCACGAAGCUAUGGAUGUGGUGGCAACUGUGAUGAGUCACUGUCUAGGUCAGUGGAGCAAAGCUCAGUGGCUGCUGCUGGCAUGGCACGCGGUUUUCAGGACCUCACCACUAUGUUUCAGGAAGAAGCGGCUCGGUGUCGAGCGCUGGAGCAGCAGGUUUUGACCGAUGGCAAAGAGACCCACUUGUUAGCUAAUCAGCGACGGGUGCUGCUGGCCAUCGCUAGCUCGCUCGAGCAUAGUACGCGCGCCACUGCUGAUGUGGCAAAAGGUUAUUGCGAACUAGUGAAUGCCUUUGUGCGAGGGACAGCGGAGACGGAGAGGAAGUUUCAGCGUGAGGCUGAGCUCUAG